GGUGAAAUGAAAGCGGAAUUACCGAGGGAGAGCAGUAAGAAAUAGCAUCAGAAAAAUAAAGAAGAUCUGGAUCAAGUACGGCCUUUGGGGUCACGCUUUCAGGUCAGAAUUCUUCAAAGCUCUUGGAACACCAUGUCUCCACCUUCUACCUGCUCCCCUGAAACUUCUUAUACUCAACUCCUACUGGUUCUUCAGGAGGUAGCUCAAAGCCUUCCCUGAACCUCAGUUUAAGUGAGCAUUAUCAGCUGCUUCUUGAACACAGGUGAAGAUGGUCACCUCUCUGUGGCGGCCUCAGCUCUUACCUGUACAUCAAGACUAUGCUAGCAACAAAUUGGGAGCUUGAGUCCCCAUUUUCAAUUCUCAAAGGAUAAAGAGCCUGAUUGGCCCAAAUGGUCUCAGGUGUCUGUCUACUCGUUGUCUAAUCAGCCACGGUGAGACAGAGUGAGGAGAUGACACCUAGACUGAAGUAGCAGCAGUAAUGAGCUGACAGCCUCACAUCUACUUUCGGUGUGCCGUGAAUGAGCCAUAGGAUCUUAGGCAAGUCCCUUACUCUUUCCAGGCCAAACAGGUUGGACUACAUAAUCUUCUCUGUUCCCAUCUGCUUCUAAGAAUUUGUGAUUCUUUGGAACAAUAUACUGGACGCUGGUAUUAAGGGGAUUUUUACAUUUCAGUGCUAGAAACUGUCCUUCCCUGUCCUCCCACCGCUCCCUUGCCCUUUUUCUACCACUUCCCCAUCUUACCGUAGUCCUUGGGGACUCCUUUUGUUCCCCAGGGAGUAAAAUUACAGUCAAGGUUAAGGAAACAUUUUUAUUCACUUUCUAUCUGGAGUUUGCCUCCUACAAAGGAGGCUCGUCCUUAAAAAAAAAAAAAAUAGAGCAGGGCAAGAGGGCGCGGCCGAGGGAUCAGGCUUCUUUUCCGGGAAAGUUACCCGAAGGCCAGCUAUAUGUCAUCCUGGGAUUUGUAGUUCCUUUUCGGGACCCUCUCCCUUGGUAACUCCUUGAUCGUGAGGCCGAGAUGGACUACAACUCCCAGAGGGCCAAGCGGCGGCAGCGGGGUCCUGUACUCUCGCUGUGGCUGGGCGGCUAGUUCAAGUUGCCAUAGCUGCGAGUGUGGGAAGAGCAGAGUCGGUUGAGUAGCUGCGUUUGGUCAGUUGCACCUUCUGGGUCACUGGUAGCCGCGGGAGCCGGGUGGGGCCUAGGCGAUGAUCCGGCAUUAAGGAGCUGGGGUCAUCCUCCGUCUCAGGGGUGCCCGCGGUCAGGUCCUGGCCAGGUUAUCCAGCGAAUCUGGACUGCAUUGUCCUUCCUUUGGGAGCAGCUUGCUCUACCGCUAGCAUCUGUGAAACUUUAAGGGACAGGAGAUUGGACUCAUUCGGUGGUUUGGGGAAAGUAUAGGGGCAACCAAAGAUCAUCUGCUUGACUAGGCCCUUUGCCCUGAACCUCAUGAAGAAAUGAUAGGAGGCAGACAUAUGUGCCUAAAAAGAGCGUUGAGCUCAGAGAAGAGCAACUCGGAGUUUUGGGGGUGUGCUUUGAGUUCCAUCAGAUGCAGGAAUUUGAACAUCUUUUAUUGCUUACAGUAACUUAACUUUAUAGCUGAAGACUUUGUGUGUGUGCUAGUGAAACUCAUGCCGGAACGUGUGAUUCUGUCUUAGUAAAAGUAUGUAAUCCUAGUGGGGGAUUUGUGUACAUCAAUGGCAGAAUCAUCCAGCGAAUCAGAUCACUUUCGCUAUCGCGACCGAUUGAGUCCAUGGGCUGCCAGAUCAACUCACAGGGGAGCUCGAAGUCUUCCUACAGUAGAAGUUACCGAGAAGGUCAACACUAUAACAAGUACUUUACAGGAUACCAGUCGGAACCUGCGACAAGUGGACCAGAUGCUUGGACGAUACCGAGAAUACAGUAAUGGACAGGCGGGUGCGAUAGAACAUUUAAAAGAAAGCUUGGAACAAUCAAUCGACCAACUCCGGAGUCAACGUUUAUUGAGAAACUCAGGAGGGAGAAGUAUUUCUGUUACAAGUUUGAGUGCAAGUGACCUUGAUGGUGGCACUGGGCCAGAGAGCCAUCGUUUUCCACCUACCUCACCUCUCAAGGACUAUGGGGAUCCACUGGGUAUUAAACGAAUGAGAUCAAGAACUGGUGUCCGCUUUGUUCAAGACACUGAUGAUAUGACUCAGCUUCAUGCUUUUCAUCAGUCUCUUCGAGACCUCAGCAGUGAACAAAUUCGCCUUGGAGAUGAUUUCAACAGGGAGCUUUCCAGAAGGAGCCGGUCGGAUGCCGAAACAAAAAGGACUUUGGAAGAUUUGACUGAAAAACUUAAUGAAGCCCAGAAACAAGAAGUGGUUUCAGAUCGGGUGGAGCGGCGGCUUAAGGAACUAGAGAGAGAGAUGCGCACAGAAAGGGAGCUGGUGGAAAGACGCCAGGACCAACUGGGACUCAUGUCCCUGCAGCUACAGGAGGCACUAAAGAAACAAGAAGCUAAAGCAGAUGAGCAUGAGGGGGCAAUAAAAAAUAAGCUAAUACAAACUGAAACUGAGAAGAAUCAACUUGAACAGGAAUUGGAGCUAUCUCGAAAGUUAUUGAAUCAAUCUGAAGGCAGCCGAGAAACACUUUUGCAUCAGGUAGAAGAACUGCGUGCACAACUUACGAAAGCAGAGGGUGAUCGAAAGGGUUUACAGCAUCAAGUGUCUCAGAUUUCCAAGCAACAGUCAAACUAUCAGGAUGAACAAGGGGAGGACUGGAGGUUUAGGAGAGGGGUUGAGCGGGAAAAACAGGACCUGGAGAAGCAAAUGUCAGAUUUCAGAGUGCAGCUGAACUUCAGUGCAAUGGCAUCUGAGUUAGAGGAAGUGAAACGGUGCAUGGAGAGAAAAGACAAGGAGAAAGCACAUUUGGCAUCACAAGUAGAGAAUUUAACACGUGAACUGGAGAAUGGGGAAAAACAGCAACUCCAGAUGUUGGAUCGACUUAAGGAGAUCCAGAGUCACUUUGACACAUGUGAGGCCGAGCGUAAGCAUGCUGACCUUCAGAUCUCAGAGCUGACUCGCCAUGCGGAGGAUGCAACCAAGCAGGCUGAGCAGUACCUCAGUGAGCUCCAGCAGUCAGAGGCCCUGAAAGAGGAGGCGGAGAAGAGGAGGGAAGACCUGAAACUGAAAGCUCAAGAAUCCAUUAGGCAGUGGAAGCUUAAACAUAAGAAGUUAGAGCGAGCAUUGGAGAAACAAUCUGAAACGGUUGAUGAACUGACAGGCAAGAAUAAUCAGAUUUUAAAAGAAAAGGAUGAAUUGAAAACCCAGAUGUAUGCAGCAUUACAACAAAUAGAGAAUCUUCGAAAGGAAUUGAAUGAUGUCCUAACAAAGCGUGCCCUUCAGGAGGAGGAGCUUCACUCCAAGGAGGAGAAACUACGUGAUAUUAAGUCUCAUCAAGCUGACCUUGAAUUGGAAGUCAAGAAUUCCCUGGAUACCAUCCAUAGACUGGAAAGCGAAUUGAAAAAGCAGAGUAAGAUCCAAAGCCAAAUGAAAGUUGAGAAAGCGCACUUGGAGGAAGAAAUUGCAGAGCUCAAGAAGAGCCAGGCCCAGGACAAAGCUAAACUUCUUGAGAUGCAAGAGUCCAUCAAGGACCUGAGUGCCAUCCGAGCAGAUCUUGCUAAUAAAUUGGCCGAGGAAGAGAGAGCCAAGAAAGCAGUGCUUAAGGACCUUUCUGACCUCACUGCACAGGCAAAAUCCAGGGAUGAAGAAACAGCUACAAUCAUCACACAGUUAAAGCUGGAACGAGAUGUUCACCAGAGGGAGCUGAAAGAUCUCACAUCAUCGUUGCAGAGUGUGAAAACAAAACAUGAACAAAAUAUCCAGGAGCUUAUGAAACACUUUAAGAAAGAAAAGAGUGAGGCUGAGAAUCAUAUCAGGACACUGAAGGCUGAAAGUUUAGAAGAGAAGAAUAUGGCUAAAGUUCAUCGUGGUCAACUGGAUAAGUUGAAAUCACAGUGUGACAGACUGACAGAGGAAUUAACCCAGAAUGAAAAUGAGAACAAAAAACUGAAGCUAAAAUAUCAAUGUUUGAAGGAUCAACUAGAAGAAAGGGAAAAACAUAUAAGCAUUGAAGAAGAGCACUUAAGGAGGACUGAAGAGGCCAGAUUGCAGCUCAAGGAUCAACUUCUUUGCUUGGAGACUGAACAGGAAUCCAUUCUUGGUGUGAUAGGAAAGGAAAUUGAUGCAGCUUGUAAAACAUUCUCCAAGGACUCAAUGGAGAAAUUAAAAGUUUUUUCAUCUGGUCCUGAUAUACAUUAUGACCCACAUCGCUGGUUAGCAGAAAGCAAGACUAAACUUCAAUGGCUCUGUGAGGAACUGAAAGAGAGAGAAAACAGAGAGAAAAAUCUGCGACACCAGCUGAUGCUCUGCAGACAGCAACUCAGGAAUCUGACUGAAAACAAGGAAUCUGAGCUGCAGUGUCUCUUCCAACAGAUAGAAAGGCAGGAGCAGCUUCUGGAUGAAAUACAUCGUGAGAAAAGAGAUCUACUGGAAGAGACCCAAAGAAAAGAUGAAGAAAUGGGAUCUCUGCAGCCGAAGCUACUGUUUAAACUUCCACCUUGGGAAGAUGCUAGUCAGACUGCAGUGAGAAAUCAGAGUGAAGCUCAAUUGGAAGAAAAAGCAGACCGUGUAAUUGCAUUAGAAACGAGUACCCGAGUGGCCUUGGACCAUCUGGAGUCUGUGCCUGAGAAACUGAGCCUACUAGAAGAUUUCAGAGACUCCAGAGAUUCCUGCAGUUCAUCUGAGAGAACUGAUGGAAGAUACUCUAAAUACAGAGUUCGCAGAAAUUCUCUUCAGCAUCACCAAGAGGACAUCAAGUACAGAACCAAAAGUUUCAAAGGUGACAGAACCUUUCCAGAAGGUUCCCACACUCAUGGGUUAGAUCACUCAUCCUCUUGGCAGGAUCACAGUCGCUUCCUGUCUAGUCCAAGAUUUUCAUACAUGAACUCAUUUACCAAAAGAACUGUUGCUCCAGAUUCAGCUUCAAACAAGGAAGAUGCCACAAUGAAUGGAACAAGUUCACAAUCCAAAAAAGAGGAAUAUGAGAGCUAGAAAAGCAAAUGUAAUUUGUUAUUUUACACGAGUGUUUUACAAAUAAUAACUUCUCUGUUCUUACAGCAAUUUGGCCCAGAUUAUCUACCAGACAUACCUGCAACUUUGGCUCUUUGGUAUUGCCAAACAUCGACAAAAGUGACAAUACUGUUGGUCCUUGUAAAUGGUAAACCAGUCCAAAUAAUAUCAG
Piliocolobus tephrosceles (Ugandan red Colobus) is the source of this 5252-nucleotide messenger RNA. It is a transcript of the gene CEP128, whose product is annotated as centrosomal protein 128. Gene Ontology annotation, cellular component: centriole; spindle pole. The record is from RefSeq and is a predicted model, not a curated record. Lineage: Eukaryota; Metazoa; Chordata; Mammalia; Primates; Cercopithecidae. The coding region runs from base 1688 to 5062 and encodes 1124 amino acids. The transcript is spliced from 31 exons.